Messenger RNA from Brassica oleracea var. oleracea, 519 nucleotides. RefSeq lists its product as uncharacterized. The coding region runs from base 1 to 519 and encodes 172 amino acids. NCBI's taxonomy places the organism in Eukaryota, Viridiplantae, Streptophyta, Magnoliopsida, Brassicales, Brassicaceae. The transcript has a single exon. The record is from RefSeq and is a predicted model, not a curated record.
AUGACGACGAAGAAGACGAUGAAGAAGCAAACCUUUUUUCCGCAUCCUCAGCAGAAGAUGCUAACCCCUUUGCUCCUCUCCGCAAACAACCGUGUUGUCGCUCAAGCUAAUGUUCGAGCCGCAGCAGCAGAUGUUCCAUGGGAGACAGGGUUUAAAACAGAGAUUCCGGAAUUCCAUGGUAACUCCUCCGCUGAAGAACUUCUCGAUUGGAUAGCCACGGUUGAAGAAAUCCUCGAAUUCAAACGUGCACCGAUGGACCGUUGUGUUCAUGUUCUUACCAUGAAAUUUUGCAAUAGAGCAGCAGCAUGGUGGAUACAAUUGAAAUCAACUCGAGCACGUCUCGGAAAGCCUAAGAUAACCUCGUGGGACAAACUGAAAUCAAAUCUCAAGAAGACGUUCUUACCGUAUAAUUAUGAUCAGCUCAUGUUCCAACGUCUCCAUAACAUACGUCAGGGUUCACGGUCGGUAGCUGAUUACUCGACGGAGUUCUUCUUGUUACUUACUCGUGUCGACAUUUAA